UUAAUAACCACUUUUAAGCUAAAGAGACUAUAUUGAUUGUUAUAAAAAGAAGUUUUGACAUAAAUAUCACAUUUCAUGAAAAUUCACGCCUGACUUUAUUUAAUAAAUAUUUUUCUUGUCUUCUUUGAGUCUGUGAUCAUUGUUUGGUUGGAGAGAGUAAGUGGGUUGGUUUGAUUGGAGGAGAGAGGCUUCUGGUUGAAUAAUUUUCAACUUCUUUUUUUUUUUUUUUCUUUCUCUUCCGGCGAUGCCUACGCCGGUUAACACGGCGAGAGAAUGCUUAACGGAGGAAGCAGCUCGCGCUCUCGACGACGCUGUGGCCAUCGCUCGUCGGAGAAGCCACGCGCAGACGACGUCGCUCCACGCCGUCUCGGCUCUUCUCGCGACGCCGUCGUCUCUCCUCCGCGAGGUCUGCGUCUCGCGCGCCGCCCGGAGCACUCCCUACUCGUCGCGUCUCCAGUUCCGAGCUCUGGAGCUCUGCGUCGGCGUCUCUCUCGACAGGCUCCCGUCGUCUAAGUCUUCGGGAGAAGAAGUAGAUCCUCCGGUGUCGAACUCCCUCAUGGCGGCGAUCAAGCGGUCUCAGGCGAACCAGAGGCGGCACCCGGAGGCUUACCACCACCUCCACCAGAUGUCGCACGGAGGAUGCCAGACGACGGUUCUGAAGGUGGAGCUGAAGUACUUCGUGCUGUCGAUUCUAGACGACCCGAUUGUGAACCGGGUCUUCUGCGACGCCGGGUUUCGGAGCUCCGAUAUAAAGCUCGACGUGCUUCACCCUCCGGUAACAACGCAGUUCUCGCGGGGUCGUUGUCUUCCGCCUCUCUUCCUCUGUAACCUUCCGAGCCCAGAUCCGAAUAAUCGUGUUGGUGGGGGGAGCGACGAGAAUUGUAGGAGGAUCGGACAAGUGUUGUGUCGGAAAGAGAGGAGGAACCCUGUCCUUGUCGGGAACUGCGCUGACGAAGCUCUUAAAACGUUUGCUGACGCGAUCAACAGUGGGAAGAAAGAGUUUCUUCCUCCGGAGAUCAAUAGUUUAAGGAUAAUCAGCAUAGAGAAGGAGAUUAGCGGAGCUGAUGGAUCAAGAGCUAACGAAGAGAUUCUCGCGAAGCUUGAUGAGUUAGUAAAUGACUCCAAAUCUACAGAAGUGAUGUUUAAUCUAGGAGAGCUUAAGGUCUUCUUGAACAGUGAAACAUCUUCUGGUGAUGAUGGUUUGGUGAAGUUGGUGUUGAAGCUCUCUGAUUUGCUGAAACGUCAAAGUAAGAGACUCUGGUUCAUCGGGUGUGCAUCGAGCAACGAGACUUACACGAAGCUUCUUGAUCGGUUUCCUAAGAUCGAUGAGGAUUGGGACCUUCAUGUUCUUCCAAUCACAUCCUCAAAGCUCCCAAAAUCAAGCUUGAUGGGAUCUUUUGUUCCGUUUGGAGGGUUCUUUUCGUCUACAUCAGAUUACAAAGUAUCUUUGAGUGGUGGCACAGUGAAUCAGACGCUCCCUAGAUGUCACCUCUGCAACGAGAAGUGUUUGCAAGAAGUAGCUGCCGUUGUCAAGGCCGAUUCAAGUCUCUCUACGGCUGAUCAAUCUUCCGAGAAGUUACCCUCUUGGUUAAGAGCUGCUGAGACCGAGUUAGACAAGGGACCAACGAAAAGUACCAAGGCUGUAGAUAGCACAAACGCAUUAGCCUCAGCUCUCCAGAAGAAAUGGGACAACAUAUGCCAAAGCAUCCAUCAAACGCCACCGUUUCCUAAGCUAAGUUUUCAGACCGUGAGUAGUGUGGGAAGCUCAAUCUUAAAUCCAAAACAUAAGGAGGAGGAUCUCAAGACGACAUCGGUAGUAACUUUGGGUUCUCCUUUAAACUGUGUUACUACAGAUCUAGGUUUGGGAGUAACCUACGCAUCAAAAAGCCUAGAAACACACACCACACCGAGCGAGAAACCGCUGCUUGUGACUCUAAACUACUCUUCCUUAGAUGAUUUCAAGUCUCUCAGAGAAUCACUCUCUCGUAAAGUCCCCUGGCAGACUGAAGCUGUGAACGCCAUCAGCCAACUCAUCUGCGAAAGAAGAAACCGCACCAGCGCACUAUGGCUGGCUCUUCUUGGACCUGAUAGAGUUGGGAAGAAGAAAGUAGCGUUGGCUCUCUCCGAAACCUUAUUUAAAGACCAAGCUAAUUGCAUCAGUGUUGAUUUUGGAGGAGAGCAUUGUUAUGUCGAUGACAAGUUCAGAGGCAAGACGGUGGUUGAUUACAUAACGGGUGAAGUAUCGAGGAGACCGCACUCUGUUGUGUUGCUAGAAAACGUGGAGAAGGCUGAGUUCCCGGAUCAGAUGAGAUUGUCUGAAGGUGUGAAUGGUGGGAAGCUACGUGACUCGCACGGAAGAGUGGUUAGUAUGAAAAACGUAAUUGUUCUUGCAACUUGUGGGACCUUCAAGGAGAAAGAGACUGUGGAGUUUACGGAGGAGAGAGUUCUUAACGCUAGAAAAAGGAAACUGCAGAUUAAGUUAGCUGAUACUGCUGAAGUUAGGGGGAAUAAGAGAAAACAUGAGGGAGACACAGAGCUGCGUGCAGAGAAGGUGCAACGUUCGUAUCUUGAUCUGAACCUUCCGGUGGAUGAGACAGAAACAGAGGAAGCCAAAGCUUGGUUUGAUGGUUUCAUCGAGAGAUUAGAUGGAAAAGUGACGUUUAAACCGGUUGAUUUCGAUGUGUUAGCCAAAAGCAUUCAAGAGAAGAUCGUUUCACAUUUUAAGAUGUGUUUUGGAACGGAAAGACAGCUAGAGAUUGAUAACGAAGCGAUCCUUCAGAUUCUUGCGGCUUCUUGGUCAUCAGGGGAAGAAGAGAGGAACGUUGUUGAUCAGUGGAUAAGAACCGUUCUUGCUCCUAGCUUUGCUGAAGCGAGGCAAAAGUACGGUUCGAAUCCUAAAGUAGCUGUGAAACUGGUUGCUUCUAGAGAUUUAGCUGCUGGAGUAGAGUUGCCAGAUAAGGUGGAUGUGAUGUGAUUAUUCUGAUUGUUUUGUCAUCAGAGAGGCUUUGGUUUUGAGUUUUGGUAAAAAAAAAAAUGUAUAAUAGAGUUACUACUAGUAGCUGAGGUUUAUAAGUCUGUGUAGGG
Brassica oleracea var. oleracea is the source of this 3084-nucleotide messenger RNA. Its product is annotated as chaperone protein ClpB. The transcript is spliced from 3 exons. The coding region runs from base 245 to 2974 and encodes 909 amino acids. Lineage: Eukaryota; Viridiplantae; Streptophyta; Magnoliopsida; Brassicales; Brassicaceae. Gene Ontology annotation, molecular function: ATP binding; ATP hydrolysis activity. The record is from RefSeq and is a predicted model, not a curated record.